Capsicum annuum is the source of this 1192-nucleotide messenger RNA. Its product is annotated as phenylacetaldehyde reductase. Lineage: Eukaryota; Viridiplantae; Streptophyta; Magnoliopsida; Solanales; Solanaceae. The transcript is spliced from 6 exons. The record is from RefSeq and is a predicted model, not a curated record. Bases 91 to 1077 code for a protein of 328 amino acids. Gene Ontology annotation, molecular function: oxidoreductase activity, acting on the CH-OH group of donors, NAD or NADP as acceptor.
UGUCUGUGUGAGACAUGCAAGCUAUCACCACUUGAACAAAAAGAAAAAAAAGUAGUGAUUAUUUUGAAGGAAAUAAUAAUAAUAAUAAUCAUGUGUAUUGGAGGAGGAAAGAUGGUGUGUGUAACAGGUGGCUCUGGUUUCAUAGCUUCAUGGUUAAUCAACAUGUUACUUCAACGUGGUUACACUGUUAAUGCCACCCUUCGCAACAUCAAGGAUAGAAGCAAAGUUGGGCACUUGCUAGGCCUUGAUGAAGCUAAUGAGAGGUUGCAUCUAUUCGAAGCAGAUUUACUUGAAGAACAAUCAUUUGAUGCUGCCAUUCAGGGUUGUGAAGGUGUAUUUCAUACAGCUUCACCUAUUUCUUUCACUGCAAAAUCCAAGGAGGAACUAGUGGAGCCUGCGGUGAAAGGAACACUAAAUGUGCUUGGUUCAUGUGCCAAAUCACCAUCAGUGAGAAGAGUGGUUAUAACUUCCUCAACCGCUUCAAUGAUAUGUAAUCAAAAUCGUUAUAUCCCUGGAGCUGUUGCCGAUGAGACUUGGUUUUCUGAUCCAAAAUUCUGCGAACAAAGAAAACAAUGGUACAAUCUGUCCAAGACCCUGGCUGAAGAAGCUGCUUGGAAAUUUGCAAAACAGCAUGGGAUUGAUUUGAUCACACUUCAUCCAGUUCUCGUCAUUGGUCCUUUUCUGCAGCCUACCCUUAAUUUCUCAUCCGAGGCUAUGCUCAACUUCGUAACACAAGGAAAAGAAGCAUGGUCUGAUGGAAUAUAUAAAUUUGUCGAUGUUAGGGAUGUUGCUAAUGCACAUAUACUAGCAUUUGAGCUUCCUUCAGCAAAUGGAAGAUACUGUUUAGUUGGGGCAAAUGGUUACUCUUCUUCACUUUUCAAGAUUCUACAAAAGUUUCACCCUUCCAUCACUAUCCCUGGGAACUUUGAAGAAAAUGGAUUACCCGUUACCCCAACCUUCCAGAUAUCGGGGGAAAGAGCAAAAACUAUAGGCGUCAAAUAUACAUCUCUUGAAUUGAGCGUGAAGGGCACUGUUGAGAGCUUGAUCCAGCAGAAGUUCCUCAGCAUCAAAACCUAAAAUUGCAUUUGUUGUAGCAAGUUUGUAUCAUCACAGUGAUGUAUUCCUGUAUUAUCAUCUGAUGAAAAUCCCUGUCAAAUUACUAAGCUAAUAAUAAAUGCAUGUGUUCUUGAUG